Messenger RNA from Sugiyamaella lignohabitans, 1047 nucleotides. RefSeq lists its product as uncharacterized. NCBI's taxonomy places the organism in Eukaryota, Fungi, Ascomycota, Dipodascomycetes, Dipodascales, Trichomonascaceae. The transcript has a single exon. The record is from RefSeq and is a predicted model, not a curated record. Bases 1 to 1047 code for a protein of 348 amino acids.
AUGAUAAAUGGCAUUUGUCAUGAUCUCGACAGCAAAAAGGCCAAGUACAGCUUGCUACAGGGUACCGACGACUCUGGAAAUAAACGGCCGGCUAUUCUUGUUAAUCUCAGCACAUUAACCAAAAACUCAUGGGCUCAUUCUUCUCUCUUGAUUGUAUUAGACCCUACGAAGGGUGUAGCUGUUCUUCAAGGACGAACUAAGAACCCACUCUCAUUCGAUCCUAUUCUUGACACAUCUGAACCAGCAGACCCUACCACCACAUCUUCUUCUUCAGUCACAGUUGACCCAACGAGUUCAUCUCAAACAGUCUCGGCAACUGGCAGUGUGAAUAUCGACCCGUCUACUGGCCGGUUUCUUCUUCACAUUCCCCUGUCGACUGAAGAGGGUAAAUUCAUCUCGACUGUGGUCUCUAAACUAUCAAAAAUCGAGCGAAUGGUGAGCUAUGUUGAGCUUAUCAAGUCCAUGUCACUUCAACUGCGUGAAGCGUCGAUGACGAAGAUCUCUUUCGAAUAUGGACCCGACCUGACGGCCACUGUUCUUCUCCACGACAGUGAUCCGGUUGACAGUACUACACCGCCCAAAAUUACCUUCAAACUGAGUUCCAACAGUCCUCAUAACAUUGUAGCACCUCAUUUACAGGCUCUAUUAGACGAACGAGGGCUACUCCCUGUUGUGUGGCUGCUGCGAACAUCACUUCCCAUCUACCAAUCCCUCAAACAGCUCGAACAGACCUCUCCUGUCCGGGUUCUCAUAGUCGCACGUUCGGUGGUUGAUAUCCGUAUAAUGUUCCCCAAUCGCCGGACCAGUCUCGAACUUCGACUCAUGAAAAGACACAAAACCGACGUUGUCUACGUCAAAGAGCUCGCCGAUACCGCUACAUCUGUCCCCGAACCAGACUGGGCCUCGCCCCUAAAAACAGCUGGCAUCUGGAAAGAGCGGUUCUCACACCCCUCGAUCGUCCCGCUCUCAGACGGAGCAGUCUGUCCACCCGACGAAGUUGGCACGGUCCUCACCAAAGUCGUGCAAACACUCGCCACCGCUACAUAG